Molecule: messenger RNA, 2121 nt
Organism: Mesocricetus auratus (golden hamster)
Lineage: Eukaryota; Metazoa; Chordata; Mammalia; Rodentia; Cricetidae
Product: cytochrome P450 4F6
Exons: 13
Coding region: 137-1711 (524 amino acids)
Molecular function (GO): heme binding; iron ion binding; monooxygenase activity
Source: RefSeq, a predicted model, not a curated record
CGUCUCCACCCAGAACUUGGAUUCUGCGAGGCUGUGAAGGAGGACAGAGGCUCGGAGCCUCUGGGUUGUGCCCGGAGAAAUGCCGCUCUGUCGGCCCCAGCCUGCCACGGAGAGGGCCUGGACGGGGAACUAGAGGAUGCUACAGCUGAGCCUGUCCUGGCUGGGACUGGGGCCCGUCGCUGCCUCCCCAUGGCAUCUCCUGCUGCUGGGUGGGGCCUCCUUGUUCCUGGCCCGAAUGCUGGCCUGGAUCUAUGCUUUCUAUAUCAGCCGGCGUCGACUCCGCUGCUUCCCUCAGCCCCCUAAACGCCACUGGUUUUGGGGUCACUUGAACAUUAUCCAGAGCAACGAGGAAGGCAUGCAGUUAUUGACUGAGAUGGGCCACCACUUCCUUGACGUCCACCUCUGUUGGUUCGGGGCCUUCUACCCCAUCCUGAGGCUCUCACACCCCAAGUUCAUUGCUCCCGUACUCCAGGCCCCAGCUGCGGUGGCCCCUAAGGAAAUGACUUUCUACGGCUUCCUGAAGCCAUGGUUGGGGGAUGGGCUGUUGGUGAGUUCAGGUGACAAAUGGAGCCGCCACCGUCGCCUGCUGACACCUGCAUUCCACUUUGACAUCCUGAAGUCCUAUGUGAAGGUUUUUAGUAAGAGCUCGAACAUCAUGCACGCCAAGUGGCAGUGCCUGACCUCCAAGGGCAGCGCCCGUCUGGACAUGUUUGAACACAUCAGCCUCAUGACCUUGGACAGUCUGCAGAAAUGCGUCUUCAGCUUCGACAGCAACUGCCAGGAGUCUCCCAGUGAAUACAUUGCUGCCAUCUUGGAGCUCAGCUCCCUCAUAGUGAAACGGCACUUCCAGCUCUUCCUAUAUGUGGACUUCCUGUACUACCUCACUGCUGAUGGGCGGCGCUUCCGUAAGGCCUGCGACCUGGUGCAUGACUUCACUGAUGCCGUCAUCAGGGAGAGACGCCGCACCCUCAAUAGCCAGGGUGUUGAUGAAUUCGUGAAUUCCAAGGCUAAGUCUAAGACUUUAGACUUCAUUGAUGUGCUCUUGCUGGCCAAGGAUGAACAUGGAAAGGAGCUGUCAGAUGAGGACAUCCGGGCAGAAGCUGACACCUUCAUGUUUGGAGGCCAUGACACCACAGCCAGUGGACUCUCCUGGAUCCUGUACAACCUGGCGAGGCACCCGGAAUACCAGGAGCGCUGCCGGCAGGAGGUGCGGGAGCUGCUGAGGGACCGAGAGCCUCAGGAGAUUGAGUGGGACGACCUGGCCCAGCUGCCCUUCCUGACCAUGUGCAUCAAGGAGAGUCUGCGGCUGCAUCCUCCAGUUAUCUCCAUCUCUCGAUGUUGCACCCAAGACAUUGUGCUUCCAGAUGGCCGGGUCAUCCCCAAAGGGAAUGACUGUGUCAUCAGCAUAUUUGGGGUUCAUCACAACCCUUCAGUCUGGCCAGACCCUGAGGUCUACGACCCCUUUCGCUUUGACCCAGAAAACCCUCAAAAGAGGUCACCUCUGGCUUUUAUUCCCUUUUCUGCUGGACCCAGGAACUGCAUAGGACAGACUUUCGCCAUGGCUGAGAUGAAGGUGGCCCUGGCGCUGACACUGCUGCGUUUCCGCGUCCUGCCCGACGACAAGGAGCCCCGCAGGCAGCCGGAGCUGAUCCUGCGUGCGGAGGGCGGGCUGUGGCUGCGGGUGGAACCGCUGAGCCCAGGGACACAGUGACCGGGCGGGGAUUGCCCCACCCGCUUUCCUCCAAGGAUCCCGAAUAAGCAGAACCUCAGCAAAGGCCAGCAGGGGGCGCUGCGGGACAGCGGAGAACCACUGGUGGCCUGGAGAAGAGGUGGGGCUUGUUUCCUCCUGGACCACCCUCAGGACCUGCAGGCUGAUGGAAGUUGUAGCCAAGCUCAAGCAUGGACUUUAUUCUUUGGGCGAUAAAGAGCCACCAUUGAUAUUUGAGCAGGAGAAGUACCUGCAGGUUUGAGGCUCUGUGAGCUAAGCAUAGUUACAGUUUUCGUUUUCCUUUUUUUUUUUUUUUGGUUUUAUGAGACAGGGUUUCUCUGUAUUGUUUUGGAGGCUGUCGGUCCAGCCCGGCCUCAAAUUCACAGAGAUCCGCCUGCCUCUGCCUCCCGAGU